Chelonus insularis is the source of this 786-nucleotide messenger RNA. RefSeq names its product small ribonucleoprotein particle protein SmD1 (gene SmD1). Gene Ontology annotation, biological process: spliceosomal snRNP assembly; RNA processing. Gene Ontology annotation, molecular function: RNA binding. Gene Ontology annotation, cellular component: commitment complex; catalytic step 2 spliceosome; U4 snRNP. The coding region runs from base 171 to 542 and encodes 123 amino acids. The record is from RefSeq and is a predicted model, not a curated record. NCBI's taxonomy places the organism in Eukaryota, Metazoa, Arthropoda, Insecta, Hymenoptera, Braconidae. The transcript is spliced from 3 exons.
GCUUAUGAAUUGAUGUUGCGUAAAAGUUUAUUGCGCACAUUUGUUAGUGUGUGUGCGUGUAAGGUUAAGGGAAGCUCACCAACAUUAACAAACGUGUGUAUGAGAGCGAAGCCGCUUUCGUAGUAUGAUAGUUUACCGGUUAAUUUAUUGAAACAAAAACAAAUAUUAUCAUGAAGCUAGUAAGAUUUUUGAUGAAACUUAGUCAUGAAACAGUUACAAUUCAACUGAAAAAUGGUACACAAGUUCAUGGAACAAUUACAGGUGUAGAUGUGGCUAUGAACACCCAUCUCAAAACAGUAAAAAUGACUAUAAAGAAUCGAGACCCUGUCCACUUAGAUACAUUGAGUUUACGAGGGAAUAACAUUAGGUAUUAUGAACUUCCGGAAUCACUACCUCUUGAGACGUUACUCAUAGAUGAUACUCCAAAAGCGAAAGCAAAGAAGAAAGAAGCUGCAAGAGGUGCUGCACGAGGACGAGGUCGUGGAGGACGUGGAGCACGCGGAGGUCGUGGUGGGCGUGGACGAGGAAGAGGUCGACGAUAGUAUUAAGGCUACAGUAAUUAUCUUUACCAUAACUUUUUAUAUAAAAUUAAGAUUGACGUUAAUCCGCUAUCUUUUAUGCAAUUUGUAUAUCCGAAUAUCCAUGAGUCAUAAAAAUUUCUUAAUUUAAAUGAAUUACAAACAUUGAUACAAUUGUCUUUACCAAAAUCGAAAAAAACAUUACAUAAUCAAUUAAGAAUCUGUUGGUAUUAAAACAUAAUUCAUUAAACGGAAUUAAUAAUCAAUA